GGGGGUCACCUCUCUCUGCAUCAGACUGUAUAUUGUGAUUUGUUUACGCUAAUUAUCAAACAUAUAGCUUUAAAUGUGCGCUUAAAUUUUAAUCAAUAUACCUAUGCAGUAAACAUAAUAUAUCUAAACCCCUUAUGAUUAUAAUAGAUUGUUCAUAUUAUCUUAAUUAUAAAUAAAUAAAUAUUAUAGGACAUUAUUACACAAAUUGACUAAGUCCCACAGUAAGCUCAAUAAGGCUUGUGUUGAGGGUACUUAGACAACGAUAUAUAUAAUAUUUAAAUAUUUAUAAAUACUUAAAUACAUAGAAAACAUCCAUGACUCAAGAACAAAUAUCCAUGCUCAUCACACGAAUAAAUGCCCUUACCAGGAUUUGAACCCGGGACCAUCAGCUUCGUAGGCAGGGUCACUACCCACUAGGCCAAACCGGUCGUCAAAUUAACAAUGUAAUGAUUUUGAUUAAACUAUUAUACUUUAGGUACUAUGAAAACAUAAAACUGUGAAAUUAGGAAAUGGAUAAUAACCUAAAGUACUUACACAAUUGAAAAUUACUUAUUUAAGUUUGUAAAUUUGUGGUAAGUUUACAUUGUGAUUGCGGGGCCACUUUUUUUGUUUUUUUGACAAUAUUUUUCCUUUAAAUUUUCAUAUAAUUUGGUGUAUACAUAGAGUUCCCUAUUCUGUAUAACCUCUAAGCCAAUUUCAACCUAUUUCCAUAAUUCCCAAACAAUCUUCCUCUGAAUUACAAAAACGAAUUUUUGUGUAGUUGGGAACAAAUUGGGAUUUCUUAUGACUCCACCGAGAAUGAGGUCUUCAGAUUAGCCAAAUUGUAUCCAAAAAUCCAAAUCCAGCGAAAAAUAACCGCUUCUCGAUAUUUUUUGCAUCAAAUUCCAAAUUUAAACUUAUCGCGCCCUAUUUCAUUUCGGUGACCAUAGAGUUGUUUCCAUCUACAAAUUUUAGGGCAGAAUUGUAUCCCAAUAAAUUCUUUUGGAUUAUAAGAACAUGUUAAACUACUUUUAGGGGACCUGUAAUGACCAUAUUUUUGUAAAUAUUGAAUUUAAAAUACCUUUUGGCACACGUCACGUGACCAAACUCGAAACGUCAUUGAAGAUUCUGAUGACGUCACAACUCUCGGAUUGACACUGUUGACAGUUAGGCGAUAAACAACAAAUGACAAAUGUCAGUUGACAAUUCGUAUCUUCUACGUGCGUAUGUAGUUAUGUGUCAAACCGUAAACUGUGACGUCACAAAAUUUUCAAACAGCGUUUUGGGCGCGAAAGCAUCUGUCAAAAUAUAUUUUGUUAAUUUAACAUAUUUAAGUUUUUGGUAUAAAAGUUGAAUUUUAGGGCAACUUUUAGUUAAUAUAGAACGUAAUACGGGCGUUUCAAAAAAUUGGAAUCAACCCUAUUGACACCUGCUGGGUGGAACGUGGAAAAAAACUCCCAAUGAAAACAAUGAAAAUGUACACAUCUUUUUUUUUCUUGUAAAAAAAAUACAUUUUUUAUGUUUUCAUUGGGCCGUUUUGGGCUCAGAAUCACAAUGUAAACUUCAAUAGGUAAGAAAGAAAAACAUGAAAUCAUUUGCAUUGGGAAUUCUUUUACUUUUACUGCUCUGGAUAAUCCAACUCACGAACAGUACUGACCAAUCCUGGCAGGAAAUAUUGGAAAUGGAGAAAAUGGGAUCUAGAAGAAAGAACAAACCGUGGACCAAAAAGCAGUUAAACGCGAAGGAGGCGGGCGCUAUUAUACAAAUGACAAUUGAAUUUAUAAAAGAUAUGGACAUGAAGAUGCGCGAUGUAUACAGGGUGGAAAAAAUAUACAUCAGGACAUACGAUUUCGGCGCCGGAAAAAUGUACCAGGACCUUGAAACGUAUUUUGAUCACAUGAUUUCGUUGUACAGGAAUACUUCCAAGAUCAAUAAGGUUUAUGGGCCAAAUACAGACUUGAGAAGUGACAUUGUUGGGUCUCUUCAGUUCAUGUUGAGCGACUAUUGCCAGUUUCUAAGCACGAUGGAUAAUUACAAGCAGAGAUACAAUCUCUUCAAAGUGCACGGCAGGACGUGGGAAAUACGAGAUCGCAUCCAGGCUGCGCUUAUACAGGACAACCAAUAUCCUUACGGCUAUACGACGCCUUACGGGUGGACAGGAAAACCACUCCCCGGUUACAAUGAUGAUGGCCAUAGUGAAAAGUAACUAUAAAGCUUAUUUUUAAUCAUUAAACAAGCGAGCGAAACGAAGAGAAGUUCUUACCACGUUCUUACUAUCAACUAAUUAGCGGGACCCUGCUGGCCACAAAUAACUCAGGACAGAGAAAAAUGGAAAUCUUUAGAGGAGGUCUUCACCUUCACGUAAGAGGAGGGGUACGUGCAGCAACCAAAAAAAGAAAACACAUAAUAUAUAAUUCAUUUUACUUUUUUCAAAUUAAUUUUAGUUUUUUCUCACCUUAAAAAUGUAAUUGUUCUUUGCAUGAAAUAAAAUGCUUUUUAUUUUA
Messenger RNA from Cydia pomonella (codling moth), 2483 nucleotides. RefSeq lists its product as uncharacterized. NCBI's taxonomy places the organism in Eukaryota, Metazoa, Arthropoda, Insecta, Lepidoptera, Tortricidae. Bases 1565 to 2185 code for a protein of 206 amino acids. The record is from RefSeq and is a predicted model, not a curated record. The transcript is spliced from 6 exons.